AUGGAUAUGGCACAAGAUGGUAUGUCCAAGAAGGUCUCAUCACUGCUUGAGAAGAAAGAUGCUGCCAAUGAAGACCUAACAGCCAUAAGGAAAGAAGCAGAGGAAACCAACACUACGAUGGACAGGAGGGAAACAUUGGUUUCUGGAGAACGGAGGGAGUAUAUGUCAAAAAAUAGGACCACACUGACCAGCAAGGUGAAAGCAACACUUGAGAAGGUCGGAAAGAUUCUGCGGAAAGCUAAGCCCAGGAAGAAGAGAACUACAAUGUAUCCGAUCGUAGGCUUUACACUCAAAUUUCAUAAAGAUGAUGACGUGGAUCCUGCAGAUGCUGCAUCUGCAUACUGGAGAUGA
Miscanthus lutarioriparius is the source of this 351-nucleotide messenger RNA. Lineage: Eukaryota; Viridiplantae; Streptophyta; Magnoliopsida; Poales; Poaceae. The record is from the annotation of a GenBank genome assembly.